Molecule: messenger RNA, 549 nt
Organism: Salvia splendens (bonfire salvia)
Lineage: Eukaryota; Viridiplantae; Streptophyta; Magnoliopsida; Lamiales; Lamiaceae
Exons: 1
Coding region: 1-549 (182 amino acids)
Source: RefSeq, a predicted model, not a curated record
AUGGUGGACUUUGCGGAGGCCAUUGAGGACUGCAGGAUACUAGACCCGGGAUUUGAUGGGUCGGAGUUCACGUGGGCCAAGAAUGGCCUUUUUGAAAGAUUGGAUAGAAUCCUUGUGAACGAACGAUGGGCACAAACCUUGGAAACUACUCGGGUGACGAACCUACCCCGGAUUGCCUCGGACCACGGGCCUGUGUUGGUAAGAUGCAAAGUGACAAGCAACAACAGCGGGGAUAGGCCAUUCAGGUUCCAAAACAUGUGGGUUAGGCACGAGGGAUUUGAGGACCUUGUUCGGGGAGAUUGGAGCCAACCGACGGAGUCCGGAGGCCUCCUCAAUUUCCAAAUCAAACUUGCUCGACUAAAGAGAAUCCUAAAGGUAUGGAACAAGGAGACCUUUGGGAACAUCCAUAACAACCUCAGGGAUAUGGAGGUGAAAAUCGCACUGGCCCAAAGCGAUUUCGAAGAAAGGCCAACCCCGGAGAACAGGACAGAGAUCAAUAGAUGCAUUGCCGAGUACAUUCGACUCUUUAAAAUGGAGGAGGUCUUCUAG